This is a messenger RNA of Rana temporaria (common frog), 6036 nucleotides long. RefSeq names its product BAF chromatin remodeling complex subunit BCL11B (gene BCL11B). Lineage: Eukaryota; Metazoa; Chordata; Amphibia; Anura; Ranidae. The record is from RefSeq and is a predicted model, not a curated record. The coding region runs from base 616 to 3042 and encodes 808 amino acids. The transcript is spliced from 3 exons. Gene Ontology annotation, molecular function: DNA-binding transcription factor activity; RNA polymerase II cis-regulatory region sequence-specific DNA binding. Gene Ontology annotation, cellular component: nucleus. Gene Ontology annotation, biological process: positive regulation of transcription by RNA polymerase II.
GACCCAGCCAUAGAGAGACAGAGAGCUCCCAGAGAACCAGGACUCCGCCAUCUUCACCAUUAAAUAGUCCUCCUUCCUCCCCCACCCCCCCAACCCCCCUCCUUAGUGCCAGCCAAGUGGAGCAGUGCAAAGUGCUGGACAGUGAAUGUGCAGGGCAGUGCCAGGCUUCCCUGCGAGCUGAAGACACUCUUGGGCAACCCCUGCAACCAGCAAAAAGGGUCAGCUCCCACUCUCUCUAUAUAUUUUUAUUUUUGGGCAUUUUAUUAUAUUUUUUAUUUUAUUUUUGGCAUUUUUUUCCUUUUUUUUUUACCUUCAAUUUAAUUUUUUUUUUUUUUUUUUUUUGGGCACCGUGGACUUAAGUGGAGUGGGCACAGGCAGUUCUUAAGUUGCGAAGAUUGGAGAUCACACUGCCCUAGCUGAGCUGAAAAGAGGGGCACCCAGGUCUCACUCUUUUUUUUUUAUUUGAUUUUUUUUUUUCCUUCCUUGUUUUGCAUUUUGAAAAAGAAGAAGAAGGAGAAGAAGGAGGAGGAAGAAGAAGAGGGAGAGCCGAGGAAGGUGGGAGAGGAAGGAGCAGUGUGCAGAUCUCCGGGCGAUGCCACUGUAAAUGCCAAGGCAAUGUCCCGUCGCAAGCAAGGGAACCCGCAACACUUGUUACAAAGGGAGAUCAUCGCACCUGAACAGCAUCAUCAUGUUGAAGCGGUAAUCCCAGAUGAGGACGACGGCCUACCCAUCCCGGAGACAGGGACUCUUACCCUGUCCGGUGGAGGCAACGAUCACGACUUGUUAACAUGCGGACAGUGUCAAAUGAAUUUCCCGCUGGGAGACAUUUUGGUUUUUAUAGAGCACAAGAAGAAGCAGUGCGGAGUCCCAAGCGGAGGCUGCUAUGAAAAGAACCUGGAUAAAAGUAGUCCUCCGCACUCAUCUCGCUCCGAGCUCAGGAAAGUGGCAGAGCCAGUGGAAAUCGGUAUCCAAGUCACGCCCGAUGAAGAAGACCGUCUUCUCACGCCUACAAAAGGAAUUUGCCCGAAGCAGGAGAAUGUUCCAGGUAAAGACGAGCCUACCAGCUAUAUUUGCACAACGUGUAAGCAGCCUUUCAAUAGCGCCUGGUUCCUGCUUCAGCAUGCUCAAAACACACAUGGAUUUCGCAUCUACCUGGAAACAAGCCCAACUAACAGUUCCCUUACACCCCGACUUACUAUCCCUCCACCUCUGGGACCGGAGACUGUUGCACCAUCCCCCCUGAUGAACUUCCUUGGAGAUAACAACCCUUUCAACCUUCUACGAAUGACUGGACCCAUCCUACGUGAACAUCCAGGCUUCGGUGAGGCUCGGCUACCAAACACGCCGCCACUCUUUAGCCCACCCCCUCGCCAUCAUCUGGACCCGCACCGCCUUAGUGCUGAAGAAAUGGGGUUAGUUGCCCAGCAUCCCAGUGCCUUUGACAGAGUUAUGCGUUUAAAUCCAAUGGCAAUUGAAUCUCCAGCAAUGGAUUUUUCCCGAAGGCUACGAGAACUGGCAGGUAACAACCCCACUCCUCCUCCAGUGUCGCCUAACCGUGGUAAUCCUAUGCAUCGCUUGUUAAAUCCCUUUCAGCAAAGCCCUAAAUCCCCUUUUAUGAGUACCCCGCCAUUGCCACCUAUGCCCCCAAGUAGUACAACGCCACCACAAACCCAGGCCAAGAGCAAGUCCUGUGAGUUCUGCGGCAAGACAUUCAAAUUCCAGAGCAAUCUCAUAGUUCAUCGUCGUAGUCACACGGGGGAAAAACCUUAUAAAUGUCAGCUGUGUGACCACGCUUGUUCACAGGCAAGCAAAUUGAAGCGCCACAUGAAAACACAUAUGCACAAAGCCGGUUCCAUGACUGGCAGGUCUGACGAUGGACUGUCUGCCACAAGCUCACCAGAGCCAGGUACUAGUGAGUUAACUGGAGAAGGGGGGAAGUCUGAGACAGAUUUUAGGAAUGAGAGUGACCGCUCUUUGGGCCAUGAAAACGAAGAAGAAGAAGAGGAAGAGGAAGAAGAGGAGGAGGAGCUUGAAAAUGAAAGCAGACCAGAGUCAAGUUUCAGUAUGGACUCAGAAAUAUGUCGUAAUCGGGAAAAUGGGGCCAAGCCUUUACAUGAUGAGAAGGCCCUCUCGCUUGGCAAAGUGAUGGAGAAUGUAAACUUGGGAAGCAUGCAUCAAUACAAUGAUAUGCUCAAUGACAAACAGAAGAGAAGUCUUUUCAUGAAACGGUCUUCUGACCCACGAGAUUUAUGCCGGAGAAUUCCGGGUGAAGAAGAUGGCGAUGAAAGAGAAAUUAUCCGUAACGAAGAAGGGGCUGUCAAUGGAAGAAGCUUUGGCUCAGGUGAACCCUUUCCAAUUCUGCUCCCUCGAAAACCCAUGCCCAUUUCAGGCUCUGGUCUCAAUAACUCCUCAAAAAGGAUAAAAAUAGAAAAAGACUUAGACUUACCACCAGCAACGAUAAUCCCUUCCGAAAACGUUUACUCGCAGUGGCUGGUCGGAUAUGCAGCAUCCCGGCACUUCAUGAAAGAUCCAUUUCUAGGAUUCACAGACUCUCGACAAUCCCCUUUUGCAACUUCUUCUGAACACUCUUCAGAAAAUGGCAGCCUGCGGUUCUCCACUCCACCAGGUGACAUGCUGGAUGGGGGUCUCUCAGGGCGGAGUGGGACAGCGAGUGGGGGCAGUACACCUCACAUCGGUGGACCAGGCCCUGGUCGACCCAGUUCUAAAGAAGGGAGAAGGAGUGACACGUGUGAGUACUGUGGCAAAGUAUUUAAGAACUGCAGCAACCUCACGGUCCAUCGUCGGAGCCACACGGGAGAACGGCCUUACAAAUGUGAGCUCUGCAACUAUGCAUGUGCACAGAGCAGCAAGCUGACGCGCCACAUGAAAACACAUGGCCAGAUAGGUAAGGAGGUGUACCGCUGUGACAUUUGCCAGAUGCCCUUCAGUGUUUACAGCACCCUGGAAAAACACAUGAAAAAGUGGCACGGAGAACACUUGCUGACAAAUGACGUGAAAAUUGAGCAGGCAGAAAGAAGCUAAGGCCCCUAGAUGGGUUUAAUCAGUUUAAAUUUGUACAGAUUUAACUAUUGCCAACUGAGAAAAAAAGCUGAAUUAACUUGCCUCCUUAAACAUAACUUAGCGUAAACAUGUUAGGUGUCGAAAAGUGGCACUAAAAAUACAACCUGUGUCUGCAGUUCUUUUUUUAAACCUGAGGGUUGAAUAAGGCCGUAAAACUUUUGGAGCCUUUUAACUGUGCAAUAAUUUCUGUAUUUAUUUGGGUUUUAUUUGUCAUUUUUUUGGCAUGUGCAGGUACUUUUUUUGCUGUUUGAUUUUUUUUUCUAUAUUUUUUUAAGAUUGUUUUUGUUGUUGUGCAUCCUUGUUAAAAAAAAACAAAAAAAAAAACACCUUGAAACCUCUUUUGUGCUGCAGGGACCAGCAAAUUUUUAUGUAACAAUAAAUUUCAGCCCCCCUGCAGGACAAAGAGGGUUAAUUCCCCCCCCCCCCAUAAUCCCCCAUUAUUUCCAAUACCCCACUUAUCAGAGUAGUAGCCAGUUUGUCCAAGUAGUGGAGAAUCGUAUCUUGAAUUAUCAUUUUGGGCUGCUACAUUUAUGGAAUUUAAGCUAAACCUUUGUAAUUUCUUGAAAAGAAGCCAUCAGCUUUUUUCUGUUAUUUUUUUUAUAUUUUUUUAUAUUUUCAUUUUUUUUUUAUUUUUAUUUAUCUUGCCAUUACUUAAAUGGGGUCAGAUAGAAUAUUUACGCAGCGGAUUACAAUCUAUAAAAUCUUAGCACUUAUAUUGCAUGAUAGGAUCUCAUAUGCAACAGUUAAAAUGCAACCUGAAAUUUUUGAGGAACUUUAUACUUGAGAGAAUCAUGUGUGCAAAUCACAAUCCAUUGUCUGCACCAUUGCUUUUUUUUAUUUUUAAUUUUUUUUUAUGCAUCUCCUUUUCUACUGUCUAUACAUUUGAAAAAUGUUUUUAGAGGCACAGCAUUGAGAAAUGUCCCGUUUAUAAUGCAGUCUCCUUUUUUUUAUUUUUUUGCUGCUGAAGUGUUCCUGCAGCUCCCUUACUCAAGGGGCCCUGUGGUGCAGGCCACUUGGCAAGCAAAUGCUUAAAGAUGCACUGUUAAAACUUUACCCAUUGAAGCCACCUGCAGUUCCCUCAGUGCUGAAAAGCUGAAGGGCCAUCGACACAGUUCAGUACAAGUUAUGUCAUUGUAAUUGGUUGCUUAUUUCAAAAUAUUGUGGACUAUGAAUUUUCGAAUGUAAUUUAUUUUAAAUAAUGAACGUUCCAAUGAUAAUGACAUUUGCUUUUUAAGAUCGUUUUUCCAUUUUUGUUUUCUUUUUUGUCUUUGCGUGCAUCAGGAGGACAGCUGAGAACGAAAGGUUACCCAUUUUAAUUUUGUUGACCGCACUUUAAAAGUUGAGUUUCUAUGUUUUCCAUGGCUUCUGAACAAGAAAUUACAGCCUAUUCUCCUGCGCAACCCAAUGGCGGGUUGGAUUCAAUAAGGGAACACCUGAGAUUAAGUGCCAGUGUUGCUAAGCAUGGCAUUCACAAUGCUGGCACUAUAAAAGAUAUAUAUAUAUAAUUUAUUGGACGGUUUGUCUACUGCCAUUCGAUUUUUUGUGAGUGCCUUGAAAACUGAUCUUCCUAUGUGAGUCUCUUGAGACAAAAUGCAAAACAUUUUUGUGAAAGAAAAAAAAAAAGAACUUUUAAAAAUAGUAAUACAAGAAAAUUACAUUUCUUUAAAAAAAAACAACAAAAAACAAAACAAAAAGCCACAUUUACGUAUAGAAAAAAAAAAAUCUGGUUGACCAUAGUGGACACAAUAUUGCCAUAAGACCCAAUCUAACGAAGAUGUUUACUCAGCACAAGUUUGAACCUUCUUAAGCUGAUUUAUUGUCAGCUUUGUUUCUUUUCAGGACAACGCUGCUUAGAAAACGGAAUGAAAAUUAUUUACUGCUGAAUUGAAAAAGAAAUGACACAACAUACCAGUUAUCGUUGAAUGGGGGAAAACAAUUCAGGAACAACGGCUAUUUUUUUUUUUUUUUUUUUUGUUAACGGUAAAUUUAGUGCACUCUGUCUUAAAAUACGUUUACAGUAUUCAAUACGUACAAGGGUUAAAAAAAUGAAAAAAAUAAGAAAUAAUUGUGUGUAUGUGUGUUUGGACGAUCAUUUCUUUUCAAAGUUGCUUAAUAGGUUAUAAAAUGCCAUAAUGGCCAUGUGUAUAUUGUUUAUUUUUAUUUUAUAAUAUUUUCUUUUGGUGACGGGGUUUUAGUAUAUAUUAUAUAUAUUAAAAUUUCUUGAUUACUGUAAAAGUGGACCAGUAUUUGUAAUAAUGGAGAAUGCCUGGGCAUUUUACAAAACCAGAAAAAAAAAUUCCUUGAAAAAAAAAGUUGCAGUAAAAAAAAAAAAACUUUAAUGGUGGGUCUAUAACAUUGUUCUUGUCACUGUAAUUGUAAAGUCUGAGUUUUAGUACUUAUUUUCCUGCCUGGGUGUUAUUUUUUAUUUCAAACUGUAUAGAAACUUGUAUUUGGGGAAUAAAAAGGUGAUUGCUACACCAUGUAGAAAAAGUAAGUAGAAAAAAGUGCUUAAUAUUGUUAUUGCUUUGCAGAAAAAAAAAAAAAAAAUCACGUUUCUGAAAUGUGCUUAAUUUCCUUCUUUUAUCCUCUCCCACCCCUCGCCCCCCCCCCCUUCUGGAAUGGAUAUUGAUAUUGAUUGGUUCACAUGAUGUAGGCACUUGCUGUAUUUUUACCGGAGCUUGUAAUUUUUUAACUGUACGCUUGUCCUUUUAAAAGGAUUAAAUGUACCUUUUUGUUAGUGGAUUUGAAAAAAAAAUAAAAAAAACACAUGCUGCCAUAAUAUAUUUUUUUAAUUUGGCAGGAUAAAAUAUAAAAAAAAGAAAAAAAAAAAAAGAAAACAAAUAAACAUUUGUAAUUUAAGUCCUAAUGUACAGAAAAUACAAAAACCCAAUGAAGUUGUGUGACAGCUUCUGGGUAAUUGAAACAUAAAAAAAAAAAAGUCUUAAAUAUUUUGUU